This is a messenger RNA of Polypterus senegalus (gray bichir), 2672 nucleotides long. RefSeq names its product zinc finger protein 239-like. The transcript has 3 exons. The record is from RefSeq and is a predicted model, not a curated record. NCBI's taxonomy places the organism in Eukaryota, Metazoa, Chordata, Cladistia, Polypteriformes, Polypteridae. The coding region runs from base 151 to 1311 and encodes 386 amino acids.
GCCACGCUGUCUCCCUGCUUUGUAGCGAUAACUGCACGAUAGAAAGACUGUUGUAGAGUGAGACGGGAUUUUCAACGAGGUUAGAAAGUUCUCCAUCGCCGACAGACAGAGGAGAAAAAGAAAAAGGUGCUGUUUGCAGGAACAUUUUCAAUGGAUGUGAAACAGGACACCUGUGAUGUGGACGCAAAUAUUAUGGAGAAAACUGUAAAUAUUAAGGAAGAGGACUGUGAGUGGAAGUCCAUCUACCUUAAACAGGAAAGUCUGAGCAUCAAGGAGGAGGACAGUGAACUGCAGUCAGUGGGCAUUAAAAAAGAAACUGAAGAGAAAUCUGUCAGUAUUGAGACACAUAACCAUACAAAUCUGGACAGUGUAAAAGAAGACAACUGUCAUGAUGGGUGUCAAGAUGGAGUGCUGACCAGGUUAGACUCUUCUCAUAGCAGACACUGUUCAUCUCCAGAGCCUUCUAUCAAUGUGAAGUCUGAAACAUUAGAGCCUGAACCAAAGAGGGCUGUGGAAACUACAUCUGUUAGAGCUCAGAAAAAUAAGCGACCACCUUCAAAGAAAUCUGGAAAAAGAAAGAAAGAUCACUGCAGUGUGAAAUGUAGCAGAGAAUCCUCUAACAGGAGUGCUCUUCAGAGACACACAAGAGUUCACACAGGAGAGAAGCCAUAUUGCUGUAAUGAAUGUGGUAAACAGUUUUCACGUAUAACCAGUCUGAAGGACCACACAAGAGUUCACACUGGAGAGAAGCCAUAUUGCUGUAAUGAAUGUGGCAAACAGUUUUCACAUAUGAACAAUCUGAAGGACCACACAAGAGUUCACACUGGAGAGAAGCCAUAUUGCUGUAAUGAAUGUGGCAAACAGUUUUCACAUAUAAGAACUCUGAAGGACCACACAAGAGUUCACACUGGAGAGAAGCCGUAUUGCUGCAAUGAAUGUGGCAAACAGUUUUCAGAGAUGAGCAGUCUUCAGAGACACACUAGAGUUCACACUGGAGAGAAGCCAUAUUGCUGUAAUGAAUGUGGUAAACAAUUUUCACAUAUAAGCAAUCUGAAGGACCACACAAGAGUUCACACCGGAGAGAAGCCAUAUUGCUGUAAUGAAUGUGGUAAACAGUUUUCACAUAUAAGCAAUCUGAAGGACCACACAAGAGUUCACACGGGAGAGAAGCCAUAUUGCUGUAAUGAAUGUGGUAAACAGUUUUCACAGAGCGUCGGUCUUCGGAUACACACAAGAGUUCACAACCGAAUAAAAACAGUAGAAGUUCAAAAAUCAGUCCAGAAAAACAAGAACCCUUCAGGACUCGAGUGACAUUCAGUCUUGUCCUGAAAAAUAAGCAAACUAAACUAUUGUUAAGAAAUGAACCUCAAAGAGAAGCCACAUUGCUGUUUGGAACGUGGCAAACAAAUCUGUCAGAGCAGUACACUUCAGACAAGCACCAGAAUUCCCACCGGAGAGAAGUACAACUGAACUGUCCUGACUAAAGAGUGAGUUUCACUCCUGCCUGGACAGUAAGCACAUGUAACCAACUCAUAUCCAUCCUACUUAGUGUUGUUUCAAAAACUAAUCAACAUGGAGGAGACAUAGCAGUUUAUAUCCUUUUUCCUUCUCCAGAAACAAAAUAAAGAACAGGGCGUCAUACAAACGGCUUCUCACCAAAGCCCCUACAGCCUCCACCAUGCGCCUAGCUCUGUUUUCAUAAAAUACGUAUUACCUAUAGAACUAUUUACAAUAUAUUAUACACAUUUCAUCAGAAAAAAGAAAAAAAAAACACUUUACAAUAUACAUGGCCUCACACAAUAAAUAAUAGUUUAGCUUUAUAAUAUUAUACAUUUUGCUAUUUUAAUAUAACAAAAAAUUUAAACUUACAAAAUCAAAAACAAAAAAAAAUAGAAUAGGGUUUUAUACAAACAGCUUCUCUUCAAUGCUUAUUAAAUAAUAAAUCAAUUACUAAUAAUUAUAAACACAAACUAUUAAUACAAAAUCAAUAAAGUAAAAUGUAAAAUAAAAAUUUAAAUCCAAAAUAUACACAUGAUCCUGCUGUACACCACGCUGAAUUAUGUUUUAACACUGUGGCAGCGCACUAAAAGAAGACAUGCUUUUUUACAUUUUCUUUUCUUUUUGUUUGUUUACUUUUGAUAAUAAAACACAUACACAACUGUAUAUAAGAACUCAAUGGGGGGGCAAAUAACUUAUUUAACACUUGAGAAUUACCAAAUAAUACACAUUUCAAAUAAAUAGAAUAAAAGUACAAAAGGCUUGGAGUGAGAAGACUUACCUGAACAGCAUCCACCAUCGCCUGAGGGUGCCUGGCGUCUGUGAGGAGUCACAUUAAUUAGCAUCCGUACUCCAAAAUAUGUCACUAAGUUUACACAAACAAUUGCUGUUUGGAAAAUUCAUAUCUAAAUGAUACAAAAAAAUUAAAAAGACAAUACACUUUGCUACACAUAUUGCAGUACUGGAUGUGGCCAACAAUUCUCACAAAUUGGAGUCUUCUGGGCCAGAAAAAAAUUCAGACUGGGUGCCACCUCCAGAAGUGGGCUUCGUUGGAGAAGAUCUACACUGGGGGCUUUCAACCCUUUGUCAUGGCAUACCACCACAAAAAUAUAAAUGUUCUGAAAUACCUGCAUUUUAUUUUGGUGUUAAAUUGUUAAUUACUGAACUGUUGAUAC